This is a messenger RNA of Macroventuria anomochaeta, 788 nucleotides long. RefSeq lists its product as uncharacterized. The record is from RefSeq and is a predicted model, not a curated record. The transcript has 3 exons. Lineage: Eukaryota; Fungi; Ascomycota; Dothideomycetes; Pleosporales; Didymellaceae. Bases 47 to 589 code for a protein of 180 amino acids.
UUACCUCAUUACAACUUCUUUACGACACGCUGGCACCCCAAUCGAUAUGGCGCCUCGCAAACCUACCACAAUUGCAGAGCCAGCGAAGAGUAGCAUUACAAAAGAUAGCAACAAAGUUGUCAAGAGACCCGCUCGUUGCUAUCACAAGUACAAGAACAGGUUACUGAACGCCACCCCCAAAAGGAAAGAGAUAGAUCUAAUAAAGAGCAACCAGACCUUACCGCUGUUACGCCUGCCCUUAGAGAUUUGCAAUCGCAUCUGGCAGUACACUCUUGGGCAGCAGAUUCCAUGGCUCCAAGGUCACGUCCACGUCGAACGAGCCGGACAUCAACAUUACAUUGCUUCAGAGCUGUCGUCAAAUCUACUCAGAGACCGCAUUACUACCGCUGCAGCUGAAUGCUUUGGCGUUCGAUCAGCUGCCCGCAUAAAGCCUGCUAUCAAGCAACUGAAGCCGCACCAGCGCGAGGACACGAAGGCUAUGCGGCUUGAACUGAUCUCUCCAAGCGAUAAGGGCUACCUCCUAGCUCGUUUCAAGGGUCUCGCAGUGCUUACUCAAGAUCUUCCAAAUCUGAAAAUCUUGAGAUUGUAGUGCUCAAUCCUUCCAUCGAAGGACAUUCGUCCAAGUCCACCUUCGACAAAGUCCAGGAGUACAUCCGUGGGACGCUUAAGUCCGACCUGAAUGAUACUGCGAUCAGCUUGACAGUAGAAGGCUCGGGCGAACAUAUGGGCCACUACGCAUAUUGUCUUUCCUAAUGAUUCAUUGGUAUGGAUCCGCUCCAGGCGUACCC